Messenger RNA from Camelina sativa (false flax), 584 nucleotides. The record is from RefSeq and is a predicted model, not a curated record. NCBI's taxonomy places the organism in Eukaryota, Viridiplantae, Streptophyta, Magnoliopsida, Brassicales, Brassicaceae.
AGAAAAGCACCACUAAUCUAAACUCUCUUGGGUCUAUAUAAAGCCUGAGCUCUUAAGCUUUAGCAAAAAAUAAAACAUAAGCUCCCAAGUCAUUUCGCACCCAAGAAAAAAUGGUGGAACAGAAGAUGAAACCGGUGGCCUCUUUUCUUUUAGUUCUGAACUUUUGUAUGUAUGCUAUUGUUCUUGGGAUUGGCGCAUGGUCCAUGAACAAAGCUAUCAACCAUGGCUUCCUUAUUGGUGCGGAUUAUAGUCUUCCGGCUCAUUUCUCGCCGAUACAUUUCCCAAUGGGUAAUGCGGCAACCGGAUUCUUCGUGACGUUUGCCUUAAUUGCUGGAGUUUCGGGAGCUGCCUCGGUUAUCUCUGGCGUCAGUCAUCUCCAGUCAUGGACUACAACGAGUCUCCCAGCAGCUGUAUCUGCCGCCACCAUUGCUUGGUCGCUCACACUUUUAGCCAUGGGCUUUGGCUGCAAGGAAAUUGAACUUGGGAUGAGAAAUGCUCGUCUGCAAUAUAUGGAUUCUUUGGAGACCAAAAAAGUUAACCGCAGCAACUCAGCUUUACAACCUGCAGGAACAAGAACUAAAUGA